CAGAUAUCUAGACAAAAUGAAUACAGAUACAAUACGGACGAUCGUUGGAAUUAUCGGAAAUGUUAUAUCGUUUUGCCUCUUUUUAUCUCCCAUGCCAACGUUCAUAAAAAUAUGGAAAGCAAAGACGGUGAUGCAAUUCAAACCAGAUCCUUACGUUGUAACUGCAUUGAAUUGUGCAGUUUGGGUGUUUUAUGGAAUGCCAUUUGUUCAUCCUGACAGUCUUCUUGUUGUUACUAUUAAUGGCAUUGGUCUCUUUAUUGAAUUCUUAUAUAUAAUCGUCUUCUUUAUCUAUUCCGAUGGGCCAAAGCGUAAGAAGAUUUCUAUUUUUUUGGGAGUUGAAAUAAUCCUUUUUGCGAUCCUCGUUUUCGUUACGCUUACUUUCCUUCAUGGAACCAAGAAUAGAUCAAUGCUCGUUGGUAUAUUGGCUGUCAUUAUGAAUGUUGCUAUGUACGCUUCUCCCCUCACCGUCAUGCGUCGAGUGAUCAGCACCAAGAGUGUGAAAUUCAUGCCAUUUUACCUCUCACUUGCAAACUUUUGCAAUGGAGGUAUUUGGUUCGCCUAUGCAUUCCUCAAAUUUGAUCCUUACAUCCUGAUACCCAAUGGUCUGGGAACGUUAUCUGGAGCAAUUCAGCUCAUCCUUUAUGCAAAAUAUUACAAAACCACCAAUUGGGACGAUGAAGGAAAGCCAAAUGAAAUUGAACUUCAAAGAAACGCAGACACAGUCUAA
Molecule: messenger RNA, 727 nt
Organism: Solanum verrucosum
Lineage: Eukaryota; Viridiplantae; Streptophyta; Magnoliopsida; Solanales; Solanaceae
Product: bidirectional sugar transporter SWEET5-like
Exons: 6
Coding region: 17-727 (236 amino acids)
Biological process (GO): carbohydrate transport
Cellular component (GO): membrane
Molecular function (GO): sugar transmembrane transporter activity
Source: RefSeq, a predicted model, not a curated record